Messenger RNA from Conger conger (European conger), 1830 nucleotides. It is a transcript of the gene ppp1r3c2b, whose product is annotated as protein phosphatase 1 regulatory subunit 3C2, duplicate b. Bases 373 to 1224 code for a protein of 283 amino acids. The record is from RefSeq and is a predicted model, not a curated record. Gene Ontology annotation, biological process: regulation of glycogen biosynthetic process. The transcript is spliced from 3 exons. Gene Ontology annotation, molecular function: protein phosphatase 1 binding; glycogen binding. Gene Ontology annotation, cellular component: protein phosphatase type 1 complex. Lineage: Eukaryota; Metazoa; Chordata; Actinopteri; Anguilliformes; Congridae.
CUGAUGCAACGAGAUACUUUCAGUGAAGUUUAAAUACUGUGUGUGCGUGAUUUCAGCUGUUCUAAGAACCCCGGUGCUUGGGGAACCGCUGGUCGGACAGAGCACCUCCACGGCGCACCACACGAAGCAAAGUCGUCGGAUCAUUUCUUCUUCUUUUUUUAUUUCGACUUGAUUUUUAAUCUAUUUAAAUUAUUAAUCUCACAAGCAAUGUGUAUUUUCCCUUUUUGACAAGAUAGACACUUUGACGUCCAGGCCCCAACGUUCUAUGAACAUCAUCUAAUUUCCUGAUCAACAUUUAAAAAAAAAAAACUGAAGAUGACCACAAAGUGAGUGCUGCAAGUUUUUGGUGGGUGCUCUGUGCCUCAGUCUGUAAUGCCAUCGAUGCCUGUAGACCUGGCCAUGCGUCUGUGUCUCAGCCAGAGUCUGCCCCUCUGCCAGCUCCUGGGGGUGUCUUCACUCAAGCCCCUGCGGCCCUGCAUCCAGCCCUGCUUGCCCGAGACGCAGACGCCGCACACCCACCCCAUGCCCUGCUCUUCAGACUGUACCCUGUUGCAGACCGGCAUCAGCGGCGACGGCACCAGCACAAAGAAGAAGCGCGUGGUGUUCGCCGACUCUAAGGGGCUUUCGCUCACAGCCGUGCGCGUGUUCUCUGAUCGGGAGGAGCCCCCGCCCCCCGAGCCCUCGUUCAACCUGCGUGUUUUGCGGAGGCUAGUGUCAGACAGGAAGGCUCCGAGCACGAGGAAGGCACAGCCGCGGCUGGGGUUCCAGCAGCCUCUGGCCGACUUCCAGUCCUUCCGCACCCGGCUGCAGGAGGCCCUGGUGCUCCUGGAGAGCUGCACCGUGACAGAGCGCGCCCUCAGCGGCAUCGUCCAGGUGAAGAACGUCAGCUUCCAGAAGGCCGUGCAUGUGCGCAUCACCUUUGACUCGUGGCACAGCCACAUCGACGUGCCCUGCACCUUCCUGCAGCAGAGCUAUGGCGGCUCGGACACUGACGUCUUCGCCUUCGACAUCCCCCUCCCCAAGCACCUGGACCCCCGGGAGCGGGUGGAGUUCUGCGUGUCCUACCUCCCGGGAGGCCAGAGCACCACUCUGUGGGACAACAACAAGGGACAGAACUACAGCAUCAUCUGCCCUGAAUCUAAACCCCAAUCCUCCCAUCCUAGCUCAUCUAAAGUCUGGGGGGUCUGUGGGCAAGCCAGUCUCAGAACAAAGGGCAUGUCCUGAAUGAUGCAAUGCCCCUUCCUUCACCCCACUCCUGUGAGAUAUUGAUUAACCACAGCUGGGGAAGAUUGUAAAACAUCUCCCCUUUCUAGUGACAGUGAUGCCCACUGAUAUCUGGCAACAAUUAUAGCUGGAAUGUUUUCACCCUUUGCCCCUCCCCAAAUAUCUCAAAUGACUGUUUUCAAGUUCACCUGAGGCCAGUAGCCUUGUCUCAUUAGUACUUCAUUCCUUUGUGACCAGCAGUCCUUCACUGGCCCCAAGACUUUUAAACUUUGUCCUGCCGUGAGGACUUCAGAAGCAAACUGAUAAGAAAAUGGUCAUGACAGAUGGAACCGUAUAACCUGACCUGAAAAUAAACAGUCCUUCUCCUUUUUAUGCUGAGCACCUAACCAAGACAAUUAACUUUAUUGUACUUCAACUAAAUUCACUGACCAAUUAAGCUGCAAAAUGUUUGCCAAAUGUGAUAAUUGCACAAUAUUGCGCUUGCUCAAAGUUUUGCUCUUUUGGGGGAAGUUAUAUGAUGCACUUCAACUGUAGAAGCUCACCUGGGUUGGUUUUUUUUUUUUUUUUUUUUGUAAAUAAACUCAAGUGACUCUAGUCAUUUCUGAA